This is a messenger RNA of Hyposmocoma kahamanoa, 2968 nucleotides long. Its product is annotated as rho GTPase-activating protein gacU-like. NCBI's taxonomy places the organism in Eukaryota, Metazoa, Arthropoda, Insecta, Lepidoptera, Cosmopterigidae. Bases 153 to 893 code for a protein of 246 amino acids. The record is from RefSeq and is a predicted model, not a curated record. The transcript is spliced from 2 exons.
CUUUGCCUUUUCCUCUACGGAAAGAAUUGAAGAAACGACAAUUAUUUUUAUUUUCCAAAUUGAAGUGACGGCACGUCGUGGCAAGAAAAUAUUGAAAUAUUAUUAGUACUGUAAUUAUUAAUCCCGACAAUAUAACAACAAUAUUACCUAAUAUGGGUAUAGAGAACAUGCGUCGUUGGCCGAUAUAUGUUUUUUUUGCCAUAAGCAUUCUACUGGCAUUACAACUUUUUAACAGCUGGGGCCUGGAAAGUGAUUUGCGGUAUCGAAUUGGCGAGCUAAGUUCACAACUACAGGAUUGUACUAAGCAGCACACAGGAUGUAUGGAACAAUUCCUCACUGAACAACAGCUCAACGAACGACACCAAGUAAUAUUAAGAGAUAAAGAAAAGAUGAUUGCUAAACUCAGUGAUGACAAUAAACAAAGCAGGGACAAAGCCGCUAAAGCCGAGUCCCAAGCAAACAGAACACUUGUGGAUGUAGAACUAUGCAAAGUAGAACUCCAAUCAUUCAAAAAUCUACAACAGUCUAAGAAAGAGUUGUUUGAAUCGUUGCAAUUGGAUAAAGAGACACUUACAAGCCAAUUAGAGGAGCAGAAACUGAAAAUAAAGGAUUUAGAGAAAGAAAAUGAGAAACUUAAACUCGCUUUAGCUACCAAAAGUGCCAUAAAUAUUGUAUCAUCUAAAGUUACACCUCCUGUCGCCUCCGCAUCUCCUAAAAUUAGUCCAGUAAUUUCAAAUAUUCCAAUUAACGAGCCAAUUUUAGAAAAUAAUGCAAAAGAGGAAAUGGAAGAAAUGAAUAUGAAUGACGAUAAUAAUAAUAAUAUAAACGAGAAUAAUAUAAAUGAGAAUAAUAUUAAUGAUAACAAUGAAAAUUUUGAUCCUCAACUGCAGUAAUACAAAUUAGUUAUUUGAAUUGAUUAUGUCCAAUUGUCAUGUAUAGUUAUUAUUCUAGUUCAUCAUACAUUUGUACAUUGGACGACUUAAAUUAGGUAAAAACAGUUGAUUGAUUUUUUUUGGGAGUGGCCACACUUAUUGACUCGGAAUUGCAUUAAGGUGAUCAGAAAAAAGUAUUACGUUCAUGAAACAGAAAAAAGUCUUUUUGCAGUUUGCAGUAGCAGUCUGAGUGGAAUGGCAAUGUGCUGUCUUUUGCGCUCUUAUUGCAUGAACGUGACACUUUUCCUAACUGGCUCAAUCUGAUUAGGGUACUCUAGGGUAUUAAGGUACUCUCAAGUAAUAAAGUGAUGAAAAUUGAAAUGUAGUUUUUAAAACACACAUUGCACCAGCCGUAUGUGUACUCUGGUUUGUGCCAAAUGUAUUCCAAAUUGUAUUUGAUAUAAAAAAUGAUACAUUACUUUUGCUGUGAUGGUAUAUGGUAGAAUGUGUGAUUGAUUAGUAGAUGUCUGAUUUCAUGUAAUUGGUAUACAUAUUUAUACAGAUUUGUUAUGUGCGUCUUUACACUAUAUUGCACUAGUCCAUCAUCACAUUACUUAUAUCAAGAUUAGGCUAAAUAUAGCAAGAGGAUUUGGCAUUGUUAGGUUAAUUUUAUUUUGUAAGUAAUUUUUUUUCUUUAGGUUAUCAGUCACUUUAUUAUUGAGGGUUGACAAAUACCUGUCAUGGAAUUACUUUCAAAAUUACGUAAUUGUAAUUUUAAGUUUACCCAUAAUAAUCCACUCAAAAUGAAAACGUGAGAUAUUUUUGUUUGACAUUAGAAUAUAAAGAAGCCAUUAAUUAAGCUUGUUUUUAAUCAUUGUAUUUCAUAGUUAAUAGCUUUAAAAAUGUAGUCUAUCUACAAUAGAAAGUAUGUUAUAAAUUAGUUAGGUCAACGUAAUACACAUUUAAUUCGCAAAUGGCAGGAUAAUACAGGUUCAUUAUACACACACGAAAAAAAUUGUGUAUAGGUUAUAAUACUUUGUCUUUCCAAGUAGGUCAGUUUUAACAGAUUCUGCAGCUCUCAGAAUAAUUGCCAUAUCUGCCGUCUCGAUCUGCAUAUAGUAAAUAGUAAAUUACAUCCCUUACAAGACAAAUGGAUGUAAUUUACUAUUUUUACAAAUUGACUGAAUUACAGUUGAUUUGUUUCAUUAUAGUACGUUUAUUUACAUUUUUAUUAAAAAUUGAAAUGAACUAUAUGAAUUGCAUUUUUCUAUCACGUAAGGGAUAUGCUAUACCAUUAUUUUAUAAUGUACAGACGGCAACACAUCAAGCUACACAUUGACGGAUCUUGUUCCGUUGCACUGGAGGCGACAAUUGAACAAAAGUGUAUAAAUUGAUGUGCUGUUGACUGUGCAUAAGUUUGAUGAAUGUAUUUCAAAUAAUUUAUGAAAAUACUAUUGAAAAUUUAUCUAAAGAUGUUGAACUUGCAAUUUAUAUUUAAUGGUCUUUUGAAUGCCAUCUUUCUCAUAAGACUCCGGUUUACAUACUUACACAUGUUAAUACAAUAGAUGCACUAUUGACUAUAAAAUUGUAGGCCAUGUACUAAACGGAAAUUACAUGCCUAAACUAGUGCAUGUUGUAAGUUCUUCUUCAGUUCGUCCCAAGCAGAUAAAGUAGAUUUUUUAUGUAAACUUCAAUACUAAUUCCACUGUUCCCACAAAACUUGUCAAUAUAUCUUCAGAUUUCUGUUGUAUCUAUCUGUUCGAUUCAUUUUUAAUUCGUCGUAUUUAUUAAUUUAUGGUAUUGUUUUUUCAUGUUUGUACGCUUUUCUUAUCAGAGAAACUCCUUUGCUCAUUAAAUUGCUGUUACUGAGUUUGUUAACUACAAUAACUCAAAUAGCGUGUUUUCCAAUUAUCGAUUUUACACUAGGUUUUAUGAAAAUUCCGUUUCAGAAACAGCAUAAAAUGUAUUAUGUAAUAUUAAGGAGGUAUAUGUUACAAAUAAUCACAGUACAGAGUACUGAAAAACCGGCCUCAAUUCGUGGAAUUACAUCUAUUUGCCAAGUUUUAUUUAAAUCUGUUCACGAAACCGGAAUCAUC